Molecule: messenger RNA, 1053 nt
Organism: Penicillium daleae
Lineage: Eukaryota; Fungi; Ascomycota; Eurotiomycetes; Eurotiales; Aspergillaceae
Product: FAD-dependent oxidoreductase
Exons: 3
Coding region: 1-1053 (350 amino acids)
Molecular function (GO): FAD binding; D-amino-acid oxidase activity
Source: RefSeq, a predicted model, not a curated record
AUGGCCAGUGCCGAAACCAUCGUUGUGAUAGGAGCAGGUGUGAUUGGCCUCUCCACCGCCCUGUUAAUCCAAGAGCAGUCGGGUAGCACGCAAUCCGUGCUUCUCGUGGCCAGGGACUUCCCCUCGGACACCUCCAUCAAUUACGCCUCCCCAUGGGCCGGAGCGCACUAUCGCCCAGUACCUGGAUCUUCACCACAGGCAUUGCGAGAAGCUAGUCAGGCCCUUCGGACGUUCAAUUACCUGAAACAAGUCGCUGCCGGCGAGCCAGCGGCCGGCAUUAAAUUCCUCCAAGGCAUUGAGCACCUGGAGACACCGCCGCCGGAAUACUUGGACGCGCAGAGCGUGUCCAAUGUCUAUCAUUUCGAGGACUUUCGUUCGUUGAAAGAUGACGAGGUCCCCGCUGGCGUCAAAUGGGGAGCCGAAUAUGGUACUUACGUGAUCAAUUCUCCUGUAUAUUGCGCAUACAUGCUGCGCAGGUUCAUCUUGAAGGGAGGAAGGACCCAACAAUACACCCUCGUGAAUAGUAAAGAGGCAUUUGCUCUCGCCAAUAAUGUGAAGACGGUGGUGAAUUGCUCUGGGACAGGAUUCGGCGACCCAAAAUCUUUCAUUAUUCGAGGCCAAACCUGCCUGGUUCGCAACCCCGUUUCCGCAACAAUCACCCGCCAGAAUGCAGACGGGGCCUGGUCCUUCUGUAUCCCGCGCCCACUAGAGGGUGGCACAGUCAUCGGCGGGACCAAGCAACCCCACGACUGGGACCCGAACCCUUCUCCAGAAAUUCGAGCCCAACUCCUCGCCAACGCCUCGAAAUGGUUCCCCUUCACCCCCGAAAGCGGGGGCCAAUUCGAUGUUAUCCGAGACAUCGUGGGGCGUCGACCCGCUCGUGAAGGCGGGAUGCGGCUCGAGGUGGAGCAAGUCGAGGAUGGGAAGAGCAUUGUCCAUGCCUAUGGUGCUGGUGGACGUGGGUUCGAACUGUCGCGGGGGGUUGCAGAGGAUGUGACUGCGCUGAUGCUGGAGAGUGGACUCCUGCGGGUCCAAGCCAAAGCAACUUUGUAA